Molecule: messenger RNA, 3484 nt
Organism: Folsomia candida
Lineage: Eukaryota; Metazoa; Arthropoda; Collembola; Entomobryomorpha; Isotomidae
Exons: 2
Coding region: 679-3102 (807 amino acids)
Source: RefSeq, a predicted model, not a curated record
ACUGGUAGGCCGGUCGUAAGGACAUAACAGGUUACCAGAAACCUCUAAGAGGUUAAAACUUAACGAUAGAUAUGUGGGUUUGGUUGGUCACCCGAUUGAAUGGCAUGGCUUGGGUUUUACAUACGAUUUCAAAGUCAGCCUCAAGUUUAUAACCUUUCCUUAUUGAAUUUGGAUUUAAACUUGAACGGCAAAACUACAUUGUAAACCUUUCCCUUACAAAAGCUGGGUUAAACCGAGGUUUACAUUGUUUUUAUGUAUAAUCAAACUCGGCAUUUUUUGCGUAAUUAUUUCAAUUUGAAUUUACAACAUGAUAGAGUUUAAUUUAAUACAGAGUCACAGUUUUAUUCGUACGGAGUUAAGAGUGAGAGUUGCCUUAUUGUAGGAAUAUUUAGGGAUGGUAGUGCUACAUGGGAUUAGUCAUAUAGUUGAAAUUCGUAUGUGCAUAUGUAUUUAUGUACAAUGAGACGGUGCGUUGAGCAUGAAAAUGUUGCAGAUUUCAAAUUAGUGCGAAAGGUGACGGAUUUUUGAAAAAGUAAAAGUGCUGUGAAUAAUUAUUUACGGUGACAAUUUGUAUUGUUAUAAUGUGCAAGAAGGAACGAAUUGAGUGACUUUUUAAUCUUAAGUGAAUAAUUAGUUAAGUUUGUGGGGUUAAAAAUUUUGACAAACUUUUGUUUCAAAAUGUGGCCCUUUAAAAGACUAAAUUUUCGAAUAAAUAGUGUACUUUUACUGGUGGUGGUGCUUAUCGGAGGAGGGACGCUUACCGGGACGAAUUCGAUUGGUGGGAGGAGACACAUUUUAAGCAGUAAUGGCAGAAGAUUGUUCCAAGUCAUUCCAAAAUCUGGGAAUUGUCUGCACGGGAAUUGUACCGGAAACGUGGCCAGCGAAAAAUUGAGACUGAUUAAACGAGCCUCCGUCGUAAAAGAUUACGGAUCACAUUUCUCCGUCGAGACGUACGUUCCUCCACAAUUGUCGCACAUUAUGGAUUUGGCGACGGGUAAAAAAGCGCAGGAAAAUGAAAUUUCAAAGGCGCAGAUUGAUCCUUCCCCGGCGUCAUUCGCUCAGCGUGGCGGUGGUGAACAGUUCGACAAUUUUGGACAUGGUCACAACCUCCACCACCAAGGAUUUGAUACUGCGAACGACGCCAUUCUCCAAGAACGGUACGACGACCAGAUCGCGAUGAGUGCAAAUGUCCAGCAACAACAGCAGCAGUUUCAGCACGACGUGUCCCCCCUGGUCCCCACGCCAAUUCCGGAUUGGCCCCUGCCCACGCCGAAUCAUCAUAAUUAUCCGGAAGAACAGCAUGGUGCGUUCCAAGGACACAAUUUGGGACAAGUGCACGGUUCACGAGAACAACAACACCCUGUAUUCCAAGGGGGACAAAAUUUGGAACAUAAUCCCGGACAAACGCAAAGUUUCCAGUUUACCUUAGAUCCCAAUAAUGGACAAAUGAUUACUGACGAGACGUUGAGACAAGAAAAUUUGUCCCCACCACCACCACAACCACAUCAUUACCAGUCGGAAGCAAAUCAACACCCCCAAGAAUAUGCCCCCCAUGCCCCACAGGAAUUUAAUACCGAACCUUUGGACCACUUCCCACCCGCACAAAACCGUCUGUACUCCCCCGAACUGCACAACUAUCAAAGCCAUCCCGGCUCCCAAAUCGGGGGAAAUAUUAUCGCCGCGAUACCAAAUCAAAAUCAUCCCCAAAAUCUAAACCCCCAGGAAACCCACCCACUCGCAAUCAUCACCCCGACCGAAGGUCAAGUUCAAGGUCAAGAUCAAGGUCAACUCAGCCGUGCCGACUAUUACGACACUGACUAUUUCCCAUCUUACCACAGUGCCGGCUGGGCCGAGGGGGACGGAUCCGGCUGGGCGUCCUGGGGGGAACCCCAUCAUUCCCACCACCACCACCCAGACUACCACGCCCUCAAAAAAAAGGAGGAACUCGUCGCCUCCCUCGUCGCUGAAGUCGCGUGGAAAGUGAUUUCUUCCUACAUCUUCGUCUUCAUCGCAAACGCGGUUAUCGGGCUUAUCGGAAAAUAUCUAGGAUUAUCCGACUCCUUCUUAGAGACGAAAAUCACCCUGGGGAAAGAUGCCCGGCAUCCCUUUGAACAUUACGGGUCGGGUAAUUCGGGGUCAUCAUCAGGGUCAUCUUCAGGGUCACCUUCUCCCCCUCAUAAAAUGGGGAAUCCUGGCGGUGGUGGGGGUAAUUCCGGCUGGGGUAAGGACACCUAUUACCCCAGCGAUCCCCUCUACCACCCCGCCUCCGCCCUGUACCACCACCCAACCUACCAAUACUACCCGAAGGGGACGGAGUACACCAUGCUCGGCUAUGAUCAACAUCAUGCCGUCAAAUAUGCGAAAAAGUAUGCGAAAAAAUAUGCCAAAAAAGCGGGGAAAUAUGGUCUCCGACCCAAACCGAUUUUGCCGUAUAUUCCCUCCUACAAUUAUGGGGGGCAUGAAGCAAUUUCCGGGUGGGGACGGGGGGAUCAGGGGGCGAAGGGGGACAAAAGUAAGGAGAUCGUGGUACCCACGACGGCGCAGAAGGUGGACAAGUUGGGAAAAGGCGUCUCUUCCGAGAACAAUAAGAACAAUGAGGGGACGAAAGGAGGGUCGGAUGAGGGGGGUGGCAGUGACGAUGAGAGUGACGAAGAAGAAGGUGGUGGUGUCGAUGUGGUCAAAAUUGGGAAAAAUGACACCGUGACACUGGACAAAAUUGGACCUGUGAUUAGUGACGAUGCCGAAGAAACUGGGCAAACGCUGAUACCGGAAGGAGAAGAAGUGACCUCGUCGUCGACGGUGGCGUCGGUUUUUUCGGAGUCACCAACGCUGGCAGAAUUUAGUUCGACACAUAAUACAACGGAAGAAGUUGCGCCUGUGGCGUCGGCUGGAUUUUCGUCGUCGUCGUCACCACCUACGCUGGAAGAAUUUGGUCCUAAAUAUAAUACGACAAUGGACGAAGUUGUAUUCCCCACUAUUUCGACAACCGGAAGUAGUAGUACCGCUCUUUUUGAUGAUAAGAACAGUACGACGACGACAUCAAAUGAUAAUAUCGCAAUUAUGACGACAUCUCGUCGUCGUCCCAACUUCGACAAUCAUUAGCUAUUCAAAAUAUUAGAGCUUUUUUGGGCUUUAAUACGACUAUUUUUGCAUUAUUUUCCACGCGUGAUUAAGUUUGACGGGUUUAUGAUGAUGCAAAAUUCAAUGCAAUUUACAAAAGACUCGUAUCGACCGAUUUUUCAGGUUGUGUGUUUAUGAGUUUCGUGUAAUCACAAAUUUUCAAUAAAUUUUGUGGGCACGAAAGAUGUACAAAUGUAGAAACGGAUGAAAGUGUGUUUGUGUCGUGUUAUUUAUUAAUUUUACAUUUAUUUAUUAUUUAUUACUGUGUGGAUGAAUUGGUAUGCACGUAUGUAUUUUUCGUAUGAAAAUGUUGACGUUGUAAAAUGGGGAGUGGAAUAAAGACAAAAGUGAGUUUUUAUAAUGA